Messenger RNA from Naegleria lovaniensis, 477 nucleotides. RefSeq lists its product as uncharacterized. The coding region runs from base 1 to 477 and encodes 158 amino acids. Lineage: Eukaryota; Heterolobosea; Eutetramitea; Acrasida; Naegleriidae. The record is from RefSeq and is a predicted model, not a curated record. The transcript has a single exon.
AUGUCUACUUACCAAGCCGAAGCUUACCACGACAUUCAUACUCAACAAGCCUCUCACUAUCCAGUCAUUCAACAACCACCACAACCCACAGCAGGCAAUUACCCACACACGACUUCCUAUUUUGCCAAUGAUCAAUGUUCAUACAUUCCAUCUCAACCAUCUUUGAAAUCAUCACUCAAAGAUUUAGUCAUGCCUUUCAAAUUUCAACGUUUUAUUGGAGGAUCCCUCGCAUCACUCGUUUUAAUUUUGAGUUAUGUCUUGAUGGCCAUCUAUUUGAUUUAUUGGGUUGUGAGUUUGAAUGUCAUGUAUUAUAGCGGUUUUAACGCCGUCUAUGCAACAUUCAUCUUGUUGAUUUCGUUAGUGGUUUCGGGAUUGACCUUUUUGUUCGGAGUAACUUUUAUGAGAAUGAUUGUAGAAUUAUUCCUGAGUGUCUAUGCGAUGAGAGAAAAGCAAUUAAAUUCAUCUCAUCAAGUUUAA